CAAAAGUGCGUCUUGAUGACGUUAGUGUUCAGCAUUACAAGGACUGUUGCAGGGUAGAGGGGCUUGUAAAGCUAAUUUGUAUGCUGUGGGGAUUUCAGCUGUGACAGCAUUCAAAACAAACACGGUAAACAAGUUUCUACUGCAAGAGGGUUGUGGUUGUAAAUCAGCAGGGGCCUCAGCAUGGAGCAGGAGAAGAAUGAUGGGAUAAACAAAGACACAGUCCUUCCACUUCCAAUUCAGCAGAAUAGACCCGCUCUGUCAUGUGGAUUAAAGAUCAGGAAAAUGAUGAAAACUGUGCCUCCUUGUUUGGGGAAGUUCAGGCCAGUUGUGGGCCAGUGCUGCCACCAGUGCACCCCAGACAGUCUGAGCAAGAAGCUUGGACAAAACUAUUCCCUUGGUUUCCACAACCUGCUGAGUGUCAAUGAGACACAAACCAGGUAUCGAGGCUGGCUGGUGCGGAGGGUGUGCUGUGCCCUGUUUGUGAGUGGGUGCAAGGUUUACGGCAGUCCUGUUAGUGGCAGGCUUGAGCGAGUCUGUCAGAGUCACAGGGUGAAGAAGGCGCUCACAGCAGAGCACAAAGCACCUGAGGGGGCAGACGGCCACGGGCAGCUAGAUUGUCUCUCACCAUUCCUCCCCCUCAUUAACACCUGCAUCUCCUCUGGCGUCUUAAGAUUCGUGUGCUGGGCGAUGCUGAAGAUGUUUGCUUCUGUGUUCGGCAGCAUUCAAGUUAACCUCAACCAUCUGUCGGCUUUACACAGAGCCUCACAAGAGGGAUCUCUGCUGGUUUAUGUGUACGUGCGUCAGAGCGCCGUGGACUGCGCUCUCAUCCCUCUCGUGCUCUUCUAUCACAGCCUCAGAGUCCCGUACACUGUUUGUCCUCUCCAAAUUAAGAACGCCUCCCUAAGAUCCAUCCUGCAGAAAGUAGGUGUAGUCCUCCUGCCACCCUCUGCACCUACUGAGGAGGAUGCUGAGAUGGACACGUUGUACCAGUCUGUCAUGACUGCUCUGGUACGUGAGCUGCUACAUGAGGGCCAGGCAAUAAGUAUUGGUGUGUCAGAGAGGUCUGGCCUGGGUGGCCAGUGGCUGGCUCGCAUCAGGCAGCUCAUCAAAGAGGGAUCUGUCCCCGACGUCAGUCUGGUCCCCGUGGGCAUCUCGUACGAUUGUGUACCCAAGACCUACAUUCAGGUGGAUGUUGGGUUGAGAUCUAUCUUCCAGUGGUUGUGGUGCCUUUUCUGUUGGAGGCCAGAAGGAAGUGUGAGGAUUCACCUCGCCCAGCCCUUUUCUGUCAAGGAGAUGUGCGAAUCAGGCAGGUGCAGAGUAGAUGAAUGGCUCCCUCUACAGGACCUGUUGCUUCCUGUUAUCCUCAACAACCGCGCUGGCAGUGCAUUCGGGCAGAGGAGAGUGUCGUGGCUCCUGCCGUCUUCUUAUUAUGCAUCUGAACUUCAAGAGCCAAGUCGGUCGGAGAGAAACCUCAGCAUUGCCAUCAUCCUCCACCUCAUCUUCUCUGCAACUUCCUGCAUGGCUGUGAUGCCCACCAGUCUUAUGUCCAGUCUUCUGCUGUACAAACAUCGCAAGGGUGUAAGUACAUCUGUUCUGUGUCGUGAUGUGGCUUGGCUCACAGAGGAACUUUUGUUCAGGAACAAAGACGUCGGCUUUGGGGGAAGUUUGACAGAGGUUGUCCACUACUCCCUGUCUCUGCUCGCCCCUCACCUCAUCAUAGCUGCUGCUCCAUCCAAGAAAGACCCAUUGAUUGUGCCCUGUCCUUCUCUUGCUGCCACACUUCACCUCUCCUACAUGGCAAAGACGGUCACACACGCCUUUAUUUCGGAGGCUGUUGGGGCGUGUGCGGUGUCAGCCAUGCUGUGCGAGGUGGCUCACAGUGGCGUCAGCAGCAGCGUGCGGAGUGAUGUGGAAGGAGUGGAGGUCAAAGGUGACACGGAGUUUGAUGUGGUGCUCUGCCAGUCUGAGCUCACUGCAAGAGCCUUGCAGCUCUGCCAUCUCCUGCCUCCGGGCUUCAUGCCACCUUGUCAGUCUUCCCAGAGUUUCGCGCUGGAUGCCAUUGACAGUCUGGUUCGCUGUGGCAUCCUGAUCCAGGAAGAAGUUCCCAGGGAUGUUCCCAUCUGUGAUUUCUGGAAGAAACAGGAGGGUCCUCUGACCUGGACCACUUCUGACGACCCUUAUCACAGCGAUUCUGACUGCGAGGAGCCGGACCUUUGCUCCUAUAAGAUACGACAGCCAAGUCACUGUCCAGAGAUGCUGUUCUUCCUCUGCAGAAUGCUAGCUGGACAUCUCAGGGCGCUAUGCUGGACCACUAUGGGGCUGGAUCUCUUUGAGAUGCCUCUGGCUGAAGCUGAGUUCGUGGCUCAAAUACACUCACAUCUUUGUGACACAGCAAAUAAGAAGAAACAGCACUAUGAGAGCUGCUCAGAGGAGGCGGCGCACACUGCAGUCAGAACACUAAUAGACCUGGGGGUCCUCUUGGAGGAGUGGCAGAAGGGAGGCGUCUUCCUGGCUGUUAGUCCUUUGUUCCAGUUGUCAGAAAACAGGCAGAAACUGCACCGCUUCAUCUCUCAGUACCUCUACAAUUAAUACAUUUAACUGAGCAGCAUGACUCAAGGCUUCAACGCGGCUUUGUUUUCUUGCAGAGUCUGACCUCAUCCUCUGUUUGUAUCAAGGGAGCCCGUUAAAACAGAUGCAUGCUGAGCCAGGACGCUGGUGUCUUUAGGUUAAUUGCAUUUUGAUUUUUCAGUGAUGAGACAUUGAUUUUAAGUUUAUCUUUAGUAAUAGCAUUUGCAUAAAGCCGCAGGAGAGGAGGAUUAUUAAGUCCCUGUAAUCAGUUGUGAGGACUCGCUGUAGGAUGACGCUCGUUGGUACAGUUUGCGCAUCCACGCAUGUUUAUGUUGUAACGAAGGAUGCAUCAAGUUUUGUCUGUUCCAUGAGAAAAUGUUUGUUUGGUUCUUUAUACUCAAAUAAAACUUCCUGUGUCAUCAUGACUUGAA
Molecule: messenger RNA, 2999 nt
Organism: Haplochromis burtoni (Burton's mouthbrooder)
Lineage: Eukaryota; Metazoa; Chordata; Actinopteri; Cichliformes; Cichlidae
Gene: gpat2
Product: glycerol-3-phosphate acyltransferase 2, mitochondrial
Exons: 23
Coding region: 181-2589 (802 amino acids)
Cellular component (GO): mitochondrial membrane
Source: RefSeq, a predicted model, not a curated record